CGGCAUUGAAAACAAUACAAACAACCCAUCGUGGCGCUGAGAGAAAGUUUGGAAAUGACUAACUUUGACAUCAAAGUCGUAUCUGAUACAGUGUGCCCGUGGUGCUAUGUCGGCAAGAAACGACUGGAGAAGGGGAUCGAAACCUACAAAGCGAAGCAUCCCGACUCUAACGAUAGCUUUUCCACCACCUGGUUUCCUUUCUACUUGAAUCCCGAUGCCCCCAAAAGCAUCGACAAGCAGGAAUACUACAAAGCCAAAUUCGGAGAAGCACGCACCAUGAUGAUGUUCGAGCGACUCGGAAAGCUAGGGAAGACAGAAGGAAUCAACUUCAAGUUUGGGGGCAGGACCGGAAACACCCGCGACUCUCACCGGCUUGUGCAGCUCGGCAAGGCCAGAUCGCCCCUGGUGCAAACGAGAGUCAUUGAGGAGCUCUUCGCAGCUUACUUUGAAAACGAGAAGGACAUCACGUCGGAAGAUGUUCUCGUCGAAGCAGGAGUCAAGGCGGGGCUCGGUGAGGCGGAGACGAAGGAGUGGCUCGAGAACGGUAAAGGAGGACCUGAGGUCGACAAAGAGGUGCAGGAUGCAUAUGAGCAGAGCAUCAGUGGGGUCCCCAACUUCACCAUCAACGACCAGUUUGAGAUUGGUGGAGCGCAGGAGCCGGCGGCAUUCGUGCAGCUAUUUGAGCGUUUGAAGAAGCAGGAGGAGAACCUCUAAGACGCUUACACGUGCAAGUAAAUUCAAGGCAUGGACUCGUUCGUUUUCAUUCGAUGUAAGAACAAAAAUAUUUUGUCAAGCCAAGCUUCUCUCAAAAGAUGAAAAGUAUACUAUUUUGAAACUUCCAGUCAGGGAUAUGCAGGGGUAAAGCUGCUCAUCUCCCGCAAGAAAGGAUGCAAUGAUGCU
Messenger RNA from Lindgomyces ingoldianus, 900 nucleotides. RefSeq names its product thioredoxin-like protein. Lineage: Eukaryota; Fungi; Ascomycota; Dothideomycetes; Pleosporales; Lindgomycetaceae. Bases 55 to 714 code for a protein of 219 amino acids. The transcript is spliced from 2 exons. The record is from RefSeq and is a predicted model, not a curated record. Gene Ontology annotation, molecular function: oxidoreductase activity.